GUUGCGCAGGUUCAAAAAUGGAACGUCGGCGGCGUGAGGGAGCGCUAGGGGGUGUGCGCGCGUGCGCGUGCGCGCCGGACAGAGCCUGACGGGGUCCCCGUCGGCCCGAGCAUCGCGCGCAGCAGCCGCGGCCCCGCAGCUCCACCCCCGACCCGGCCCGGCCCCCGGCCCGUCGCCCGCCGCCCCGCAUGGAGCUGUCAGCCAUAGGCGAGCAGGUGUUUGCGGUGGAGAGCAUCCGGAAGAAGCGCGUGCGGAAGGGCAAAGUCGAGUAUCUGGUGAAGUGGAAAGGAUGGCCCCCCAAGUACAGCACAUGGGAGCCAGAGGAGCACAUCCUGGACCCCCGCCUUGUCAUGGCCUACGAGGAGAAGGAGGAGAGAGACCGAGCAUCAGGUUAUAGGAAGAGAGGUCCGAAACCCAAGCGGCUUCUGCUGCAGCGGCUGUACAGCAUGGACCUGCGGAGCUCCCACAAAGCCAAGGGCAAGGAGGAGCUCUGCUUCUCUUUGAUGCGCCCACUCGGCAGCGGGAGCCCCGAGGGGGUGGUCAAGGCGGGGGCAGCUGAGCUGGUGGACAAGGGCCCCUUGGUGCCCACCCUGCCCUUCCCACUCUGCAAGCCGCGCAAGGCCCACAAGUACCUGCGGCUCUCACGCAAGAAGUUCCCGCCACGCAGCGGGCCCCACCUGGAGAGUCACAGCCAUCCACGGGAGCUCUCCCUGCAGGAGUCACCAGCCCCAGAUGUCCUGCAGGCCGCCGGCGACUGGGAGCCUGUGGAGCAGCCCCCUGAGGAGGAGGCAGAAGCAGACCUGGCCAAUGGGCCCCCUCCCUGGACACCCACGCUCCCCUCAAGUGAAGUGACCGUGACUGACAUCACCGCCAACUCCGUCACCGUCACCUUCCGUGAGGCUCAGGCUGCCGAGGGCUUCUUCCGAGACCGCAGUGGGAAGCUGUGAACAGCUGCUUCCUGUCUUCUUAAACUGUGUUCCUUGGGGCUUGGGUGAGGAGUUCCAGAGACAGGAGGGGCUGGGAGCAGGGCAAAUUUAAAAAAAAAAAAAAAAAAAAAAAAAAAGAAGAAGCAGAAGAAGCAGAAGCAUGGGGAAGACCCCACCACCUUGCUCUUACCCCAUGAGGGUUGUUUACAGAGGGGCCUCCAGGACAGGGAGGGAAGGCCAGUGUUGUCUGGGGCUCAUCUCCAGGGCAGGUGGGGAUGGGCUUCCCCGCCCAGACAGAGGCAAAUCCAGAGGAGCCCAGGAGGCCCAGACCUUGCCUUGAGCAGCCGCCCCAGCUCUCUGGUAUUCCCUCUAUUCCUUGGCUUGGGUCUUUACUAUGGACUUUCCACUCCAGCUUUGUGGUGGGACAUGGAGGCUGUCUUUGGCCACCAGGGACAGGAUCAGGACAAAGGGCAUGGCCUGGAUCAGAGAAGAGGCUACCAACCAAGCCUCCUCUGAAUGUGCUGUCCCUCCAGUACUGGCCUGUGUAGUGAUGCCCAUGAACACAUCCAGCCACUCCAGUGUGCACACAUUGCCUGUGUGUGUGUUCACACCUGCCCCAUGUCUAUAGACCUCCACGUGGACCUUGCACACCUUUAGAAACCGACAGGUGAACACGGCGUGAUUUCCAGCACAAAUGAGCUUGCCCUGGCACCUUCACUCCACCUUGCACAUCUGGCAUGUGACUGACAGGAUCAGACAGCUUGGGCCAGCCUGAGCCUGUUGGCAUCCCUCUCAGCUACAGAUAGGACAGGCUUUGUGCAAGGUGCAGAUGCUUCCGCCCAGGAUCGCAGACACUUGGCCCUUCCCUCCUUCAUAGGAGUUCAUGUUCUUUCUGACUCAGGUGACUUUACAGCCCUUUUAAUACUACCCCUUCUCUGCCCUCUCCUGCAGCUCAGUUGACCUGGGCAUCCAUGGAUGCCAGUGGGUGUGGGCAGUCAAGAAGGGAGUGUCCCCCUACUUUCUCAGGGCAGCCCUUGUCUUCUGUGUUCCCUCCCCACCCAACCUGAAUGACACAGCUAAGGAUGACCCCUCAUACCUUGUGGGGAUUGGACUGUGCUCUGUGGUGAGUCAGCUGCACACAAGCCUGUGGGCCUGGUGAGGGGGCAGUUUGCUAGUUUGCACAGGUGCCCUAUAGGCUGAUAACCUUCCUACCUGAGGAGGGCAACUCCCUUGCCAAGGUCACAUUGCUCUCACAUCCUGCCACCUUAGGAACCCUUGUGGCUGUAUCCCAGCAGCCCCUAAGUCUGUUUUUAAGAGACAGAGUUUGCAUGAGCAAGGAUAGGGUGGCUCACUCCUCGACUCUCAUUCCCAAACCAAAGAGCCUGUACCCUGUAUCUGUCUGGAUUCUUUCCUCAAGCUUCUCAAGUCCCUGGUCUCCCCUCUUUCUUAACUCUCAGUUGUCCAGGGUUAACUCAGUGCUUCCAUUGGGGGCAGUCUCCUGUGGUGACCUGCUUCACCUCUCUCCUGGGUCCUGAAUCUAGAUAAUGUUGGGGUGGGCCAGGAAAAGGAGUCAGGAAGAGCCCCAACUCUUGACAGAGAGGUGGGGAUGGGUGACUAAAGCUUUUCUUUGCUGGCCCACAAUUCUGGGGACAGCAUCUGGUAGAUGUCAUGCUCUCCGUCCCUGGGGCACGAGACUAAAUGCCUGUACAACUUGGAUCAUGAGGCUGGGGGAAGGGGGCAGAAAAGGCUGCUUCCGGGCAGGUGUCUUCUGUCUGUAACAGCAGGCAGUGUCCUUUUCUGUCAUGUGACCCUUUAUGAAACCCACCAGCUCCGGGAGAUUGUGGCCUGGGCUGGGGAUCCUUCAGGGCAGCCGUAUGACUCUGGACUGCUGUGGUCUGGCUCCCCAGGGAGAAUGGCUCCAGGCUUUGAGAGGCUACACAGGUUCUUCCCAGCCUGAAGAUGGACAGUGUCCAAGUGGACAGCACCCCCCUACACACACUAACCCCCUCCAAGGCCAGUACUCAAAUGAGGAGUGGUGGCCACCUGCUCAUCUUUCCCUUGACUUCGCCCAUUUGAAUGUAGAGGUUGGGUAGUGCUUUUCCCUCACUGUGGGUUGGGGUGAAAAUGUGCCUCAGCUUCUGGUAUGGAUACUCGAAGUGCCACAUUUGAGCCCAUUUGGGCUGUGUGGUUAUCAUCUGGUAAGAUGGUUAUUUCAUUGCCAAGUUCCUCCCACCUCCUGCCCACUGGGGGAGGAGCUCAGUCGGCGAGGUGGUAUAGGUUUUUUUUUUUUUCUUUAAGUGGCGGACCACACCCGCCCACCAGGUCUCAGCACAAGACCACUUUGCACAGAAUGAGCUCCGAGCUUUGUUCAGACUAUAUGAAUGUAUUGGGAGGGAUUGGGACGGGGCAUGUGUGCUGGGGAGUCAGCAGGUACAAAGUGCGGUUUUAUUUUUGUACUGAUGGGUAAA
Messenger RNA from Arvicola amphibius (Eurasian water vole), 3394 nucleotides. It is a transcript of the gene Cbx7, whose product is annotated as chromobox 7. The coding region runs from base 189 to 947 and encodes 252 amino acids. Gene Ontology annotation, cellular component: PRC1 complex. The record is from RefSeq and is a predicted model, not a curated record. Gene Ontology annotation, biological process: negative regulation of transcription by RNA polymerase II. NCBI's taxonomy places the organism in Eukaryota, Metazoa, Chordata, Mammalia, Rodentia, Cricetidae. The transcript is spliced from 6 exons.